ACUAAAUAGUACAUAACCUAGAUUUGCUUUAAAUUUUAAAACAGAAAUUAUUUUAAAUCAAUCAAAAUGACAAUUUCAAAACUUAUUCGUUUAAGUAAUUUUAAUAAACAUAUUUUAAAUGCUUCAAAAUACAAUACAAAUCUUCUAAGAUUAUCAUGUAUGUCCACCCAAGUAAAAUUUGCCGAACAUAAACCUUUAGAAAAAAUUCGAAAUAUAGGUAUAUCAGCUCACAUAGAUUCUGGUAAAACAACAUUAACAGAACGUAUCUUAUUUUACACCGGCCGAAUAGCUGAGAUGCAUGAAGUGAAAGGUAAAGAUAAUGUUGGAGCGACUAUGGAUUCUAUGGAAUUAGAACGACAACGUGGUAUUACCAUACAAUCUGCAGCCACAUAUACUUUGUGGAAAGAUCAUAAUAUUAAUAUUAUUGAUACUCCUGGUCAUGUGGAUUUCACUGUGGAAGUAGAACGUGCGUUACGUGUUUUAGAUGGAGCUAUUUUAGUAUUAUGUGCUGUUGGAGGUGUUCAAAGCCAAACAUUAACAGUUAACCGCCAAAUGAAACGAUAUAAUGUUCCAUGCUUAGCAUUUAUAAAUAAAUUAGAUCGAAUGGGUGCGAAUCCAAAUCGUGUUUUACAUCAAAUGAGAUCAAAAUUAAACCAUAACGCUGCUUACAUUAAUAUACCUAUUGGCUUAGAAUCUGAAACGAAAGGAAUCAUUGAUUUAGUACGACAAAAAGCUGUAUAUUUUGAAGGAAAUUAUGGAGAAAAGUUGCGUAUUGAGGAUAUUCCAAGUGAUAUGAAAACAGAAGCACAUGAUCGACGACAAGAAUUAAUCGAACAUUUGGCGAAUGUUGAUGAAAAAAUAGGUGAAUUAUUUUUAGAUGAAAAAUCUAUUUCUGAAAGUGAUGUUAUGGGCGCAAUACGUCGCAGUUGUUUAAAACGAACAUUUACACCGGUGUUAGUUGGUACUGCUUUAAAGAAUCGAGGAGUCCAACCACUUUUAGAUGGUGUUUUAGAUUAUUUACCUAAUCCUGGAGAAGUUGAAAACUUAGCAAUGAUAGAGAAGGAAGGUGAAGAAACAGAAAGUAUAGUUUUAUCCCCAGCACGAGAUGGAAGUAAUCCUUUUGUAGGUUUAGCUUUUAAACUGGAAGCUGGAAAGUUUGGGCAACUUACAUAUUUACGUUCUUAUCAAGGCUGUUUGAAAAAAAGUGAAAGUAUUUACAAUACACGAACAAAAAAACGAGUUAGAAUAUCUCGUUUAGUACGAUUACAUUCGAAUAACAUGGAAGAUGUAAAUGAAGUUUAUGCAGGGGAGAUUUUUGCAUUGUUUGGUGUUGAUUGCGCAAGUGGAGAUACAUUUGUAACCGAUCCAAAGCUACAAAUAUCGAUGGAAUCAAUUCAUGUUCCAGAACCCGUUGUUUCCAUGUCAAUAAAACCAUCGAACUCAAAAGAUCGUGAUAACUUUAGCAAAGCAGUUGCUAGAUUUACGAAAGAGGAUCCAACAUUCCGUUUUUAUUUCGAUGAUGAUAACAAGGAAACAAUUGUAUCUGGUAUGGGUGAAUUGCAUUUAGAAAUUUAUGCUCAACGAAUGGAAAGAGAGUAUAAUUGUCCAGUAAUAUUAGGAAAACCGAAAGUUGCAUUCCGUGAAACAUUAUCAGGUCCAUGUGAAUUUGAUUAUCUACAUAAAAAACAAUCUGGAGGUGCUGGUCAAUAUGGUAGAGUUAUUGGAAUUAUGGAACCUUUACCUCCACAUCAAAAUACAACGUUGGAAUUUGUUGAUGAAACUAUUGGUACAAAUGUACCAAAACCUUUUAUUCCUGGUAUUGAAAGAGGAUUUAGAUUAAUGGCUGAAAAAGGAUUGUUAUCUGGACACAAAUUAUCAGGGAUUAAAUUCCGCUUACAAGAUGGUGCCCACCACAUAGUUGAUUCUAGUGAAUUAGCCUUUAUGCUUGCAGCGCAAGGAGCUGUGAGACAAGUUUUCGAAAAUGGUUCGUGGCAAAUACUAGAACCCAUUAUGUCUGUGGAAGUUACGGCACCUGAUGAAUUUCAAGGAACUGUAAUUGCUCAAUUAAAUAAAAGACAUGGCGUAAUUACAGGUACGGACGGUAAUGAAGGAUGGUUCACGGUGUAUGCAGAAGUGCCUUUAAAUGAUAUGUUCGGUUAUGCUGGGGAAUUAAGAUCUAGUACACAAGGCAAAGGUGAAUUUAGUAUGGAGUAUAGUAGGUAUGCACCAUGUUUACCUGAAGUUCAAGAACAAAUUGUACAUCAGUAUCAAGAAGCACAUGGAUUGUUACCUCAAACGAAAACAAAAAAACGAAAUUAA
Molecule: messenger RNA, 2319 nt
Organism: Chrysoperla carnea
Lineage: Eukaryota; Metazoa; Arthropoda; Insecta; Neuroptera; Chrysopidae
Gene: mEFG1
Product: elongation factor G, mitochondrial
Exons: 3
Coding region: 67-2319 (750 amino acids)
Biological process (GO): mitochondrial translational elongation
Cellular component (GO): mitochondrion
Molecular function (GO): GTPase activity; translation elongation factor activity; GTP binding
Source: RefSeq, a predicted model, not a curated record